AUGUCUACACCGACCAAACGCAAAAUAACAUUAGAACUAUCCAGUAAAAAGUCUACGUUGGUCAAAGAUCGUCCAAGCGUCUUCCAGCGUCUUGGUACCAAGCGAGUCGGCCGCUCGUCCUCAUCGUCUCAGCAGCAGCAUCAGCAACAGCAGUACCACUCUCAAGAUACUGGCAUUACUAUCUGUGAGACGAAGGAAGAAAUCGUAAGGCGCAUCGUGUCGGCCGUAGACGAACCGAAAGUGGUGAACGUGCCGGAGAGUGUAGCGGCACACGCCCGAAUCAUACAAGCACAGCUGGCAGCGAAGCAGUUGAGCGGUAAAACCGUAGGACCAUCAGUAGAGCACCCAGCCGCUGGUGCGGCUAUCGGCAGCACGAGUGGUACUGUGGAACACGGUCUCGGAGGGGAACGGGUUAGACCGUUCGAAAAGCUCCUUGACCAGCCACCACUUCCCCAUUACUAUCAGCAAUACCAUCACCAGCACCAACGGCAAACGCCGUCCCGGUACCACAAAAAGCAUCACCAGCAGCUGCUGCAACACAACGAGGAGCAGAAGCUGCAGGAAGCUGAACCAUCGUCGCACGUGUACAAGAAGCUGGUGAGCGGUAGCGGUCAGCUGCGUCGACGACGUUCCAGCAACAUCCAAAGUCCCAGCAGUGCGGAAGGGGACAGUAGCAGCAGCAGUAUCGCCCCGGCACGAGACCCAGGCUCUGGUGAAGCGGCUACGUGGGAUCAGUCGUCCUUGGAGAAUGCUGACCAGGAUUUGCUAGAGCGCAAGCGUCAGGAACUACAACACGAGCUAAAGCUAGAAAUGGAUGCAACGAAGGUAAAGAAGGAUCAGCUAGGCAAAAAGCUAAAAAAGCAGUUGAUACCGUCAAGUUCGCACCGCUCCCAGCGGCAACAUCAUCAUGUGCACCAACAGCAACAACAGCAACUACAGCAGCACCACUGCUCAUCCUCCAGCUCCGACAGCUCCAGCAGUUCCGGGUCGGAUUCAUCUGACUCGGAAACGUCGAGCUCGUCCAGCAGCUCAUCCCAUGCGACAGUUCACCGGCGGCCGAAGAAACGCCACGCGGCAACGCGCGUCCUACGAGCGUCGAGCACUAGCUCGGAAUCGUGCGCUAGCACCAUUACUAAGCUGUCGAAAAAGCAUGCCAAAAAGCUGGCCGCCGCGCAUGAGACCGUAACGGUUGGUGGCAAGCGUCUGCUGGAGAAGAAAUCCGCCAUAGGAUUGCAGAUGUUGGCAAAAACGAUCUGUUGUCAAAAGCUUGCCACAUCGAACCAGAAUGCCGCCCUCAGCGGCAGUGGUAGCGGGGGUGGCAGCGGCAGCGCUAAUGCGCGCAAAGCUGCCCGGGAACUGUCGCAAUCGCCGGCGGGUAAGAUUUCAUCGAAGUAUUCUGUAAUGAAAGCAAAAAUGUUGAGCGCAAAAAAGGAAAAGCUGUCGGCCAUUGAUGCACGCGAAAGAGUCCGUGAAAAGGAGCGCGAGCUGGCACUGCGAGAAAAGGAACGGGAAAGAGAAAAAGAAAGAAUGCGGUUGCGCGAGAGGGAACGAGAGCGCCUGAAGUUGCGUGUGGUAUCUCCACCGAUCGCGCGAGCACGGACAACCAUUUCGCCCGUGCCGGUCCGAGGAUCGGUGAUCAUAAAGAAGAAGAGCCCCGAGCGGCGCGUGUCCCCUCCGCCGGUAUCUCGGUAUCGCGAAAUCGUGCCCAUGCGUCGUGAGCGAUCGCCUUCCGAAUUGCUACCGGAUCGCGAUCGUCGGAGGCACGAGGUGCUGAAGGAGCGCGAGCGCCGCGAACGCCAGGAGCGGCAGGAACGAGAAGCGCUGCGUAGCAAAGAGCGCCAGGAGCGCGAGGAAGCUCUAGUGCGGUGCCAGGAACGUUCACGUGAACGAUUGACCGUGAAAGACCAGCAGCAGCAUCAACAUCUGCACCAACACCAGCACCAGCAGCAGCAGCUGCAACAGCAGCAACAUCAAGUUUUACAUCAACACCAGCAACAGCAACAGCAGCAGCAGCAACAACAACAACAGCAGCAACAGCAACAGCAGCAACAGCAACAGCAACAGCAACAACAGCAGCAACAACCACAGGCCCGCACUUUGCGACGGGUUGACCGUGAUAACGACGGUGGGCUGGAGAAGCCGGACCGCCACCGGCCAGUCGAGCGCCUGUUGCCCCGGCCGGCGGAGCGUGCACGUGCACUGGCUGCAGCACGUUCACCGGGCAAAUCGGUCGAUAGGGACCGCAGCCGGUCGGGUUCCCCUAGAAGCGCAAGGCUGCGCGACCGGGAUCGUUCGUCGUACGAAAGACUAGACCGUGGCGUUUACCUGGAGGUGCACGAGCGGCGUAGCCGAUCGAGGGAGCGUGAGUACCUGACGAUGGUGCCAGCCAUCCGGGGCACGCGGCGGGAAAGUCCUCACUACGAGCGUCACACAAUGAUGGCGCGUGAUUAUCGUGCGGACACUGACCUUGCUUACGAUGAGCGGCUGGUGGUGCGGGGCGGAGGAGAGCGUGGUGUGCACGAGUACGGUCGUGACUAUCCGGACGAUCCGCCACCACGGCGCGAUCAUGACCGCACCUGGGAUCGGGAACCGCGUGUCGAGGUGGAGCAUGGCCGACGAUACGAGCGUUCGGAAAUGGGCCGUGAGUGGGAAAGCCGCGAUCAUGGACCGGGGCUCAGCGGGGGCCACUCCAGUCACGGCCGCGAGCCGGAACCCUACACUACCGGGACCGGCGGAGCUGGCGGAAGUGGCAGCGGUGCUGGCGGAAGUAGUUCCACUGGAGGAGGGGGUGUCGGUGGCGGAGGAAAUGGCCGUUCAUGGGAUGAUCAUCAGUGGAAGGAGAGUGAAUCGUGGUCAACGGAAAAGGACCGCGACCGCGGGUUGGAUCUGGAGUGGAAGUACAAGGACCGUCAGUGGGAGCACGACGAACGCGGCGGUGGUGGUCCGCCCCCUCCUUCCACAUCGCACGGACAUGGACCGAUACAUGGUCCUUCGGGACCGCGGCGUUCCUGGCAGCCGGCAUCGCACGGUGGCGGUUCCGGAGGUGGUGGCGGCAGUGGCAGUGGCGGCGCUAUGGGAGGGCCACCGGAAUGGCAUUCGGUGAAGGGCGGACCGUCGGACGAUCGAGAUUAUCUGCCCCAUCAGCGCGCCCUCAACGAUCGCUCCAUCGGCUUCCGGCGUCAUCCGCAUGGUCCGUAUCAUGGGCACGCUCGCAAGCCGCAUAUGGGUGGAGGCGGUGGUGGUAUUGGGCCUAGCAUGCAAAACAUUGGUGGCCCUAAUCGGUUUCCCUUGAAUAAGUACAACGUAAAUCGUACCUUACCACCCGGUGGCGGAGGUGGCAGUGCUGGAUCACUGAUGGUGCCGAGUCUCAAUCAAUCUUCCACCCAGCAUCAGCACCGUCAGACGCCUCCGCAGCAGCAGCAUCAUCAGCAACAAGUGCAGAUUCAGCCGAAUGUCCACCAUCACAUCCAUUCCGGGCAGCAGCAGCAUCAGCGCUCUGGUGGGCAUGAACUCGCACACUCGAAUGCCGAUUGCGGUAGCACUAUGGCGGCGCCCCAUACGCAUCCUGCUGCAGGAGGUUUCCAGCAGGUGAACUCCGCCUCUACGGUUACUCCACCGCCGCAACCGAACGAUACCAAACUGGAGCAGGCGAUGAUUCCACGCAGAAUGGCCAAUGAACCUAGUAGCCCAGAGCCUGCUGCUGUUACCGGAACCAUCUUACCGGAGGGUCGAGCCUGUGAUAGCGACGGUGUUACGCCGAUCACGGCCGCUCGGCCAUCAUCCGUAGAACCCGGAACGGAAGAUGUAGCCAAGGGAUCGGUCAUCGGGGCCCAGGAUGGUCAUGGCGACCAGCACCGUGCUCUGUCUAGACAACAGGCAACCGAAGCAACGGAUGUGGACAAUCUGAGCGAGAUCAGCGAUGAUCCGGAUGAAAUACUGAUGCGAGAAGAGGAAAUAAUAAGCCUUCAGACGAGCAGUUCGAUCCUACCCAUUGGCAAUGGCACCAACAACAAACUGCUGCCUGAGAGUAGCAGCGAGUGUGACGUCGUGACGGCGGUCGGAGGAAAAAUCGCACCCGCAUUGCAGUUACUGGCAACCGGGGACACUGUGUCGGAUAGCGAAAAGAAUCCUCCCGCUGCUGCUGCUUUCUUUUGUGGGCAGUCCGUCGUGUCCAAACUCCCGGAAAAGGAUGGCGAGCCUAUGGAUGUGUCAGUGAUCGAUGCCACGGAACGCAGCACACAGGCAGUGGACGAGACCGCAGAAACUAUCGUACCGUCGGACCAACUGUUGAUGGACGAGAGCGAGGCGAAGGAUGCCGGCAAACUGAAUGCCAAUAAGGAGCUGAAGGAGGAGAUGGAUUUGGACUUCGAGGAGAUCUCGGAUGGCGAGCUUGAGGAGGAGAACAAGUGCAAGGCGUUGGGCGAUCCGCUCGGUGUUGACUGGGGAAGUCUGGCCCAAGACACCCACCUAAAGCCGGUACGGCGACUGCAAAACUUUCUGCUAUCCCCUCGCAACCGCUGGAAGGCUCAGCACAUCCUGCUCGAAACCGGUAUUUCGGUGCGCCUGGCAGGGAUGAGCUACGCCCAGCGUGUGCUGGCGGAAUCGAAGGAAAAACUGCACGAGGAGCUCGAUCAGUACCAAUCCGGGCUGGCGGCCCACAACGUUCGCGCCAACCUCGACACUAAACCGUCGCCAGUGAACACCAAUUGCGGAGGAAAUGUCGAUGCAGGCUAUUCAGCGACUGAUCCACGGCACAGUGCGAAGGUAGAACCGUCAUUGACAAGUGAUGCGAAUGGCUUGGAAAUCAAAACGGAACGAACAGACGAGCCGCAACCGGGACUGCAGCGAUCGUUCAACGGGGGCAGCUGUGCCAUCGGUGCGAGUGUUGGGGUCGCCACCGGCGAACAUAAGUUCGAGUCAACGCCGGACGGAGCGAUCCAGGCAUCAACCAGCUUGAUCGAACGACUUGAGCAAGAUCUAGACGAGAUUGAUCGGAUCCGUCAUCCAGUAGCAGACAUGCAGGUUGCUUUCCGAGAGCGUUUGCUUGCUCGCCGCAAUCUAAUUCUGCAGACAGAGCCUGUCACCGGCCACCAGAAACAGUGCGGCCGAGCGCUCAGCGUUCGUUAUGACUACCAACUACGACGCCAACUUUGUGGUUAUCCGGUAUUUGAUCGGGUUGUGCAAACAGAUUCACCGGUCCGGGCUGGUACAAUCCGGUCUGCGCUGCACUUGCAGAUCGCUGCCCUUUGUUGCGACUGAAGCACGAAUAUGUGAUUCGGUACUUCAAUUCAUACUUCAACCAUUAAACGAAGAGAUGAUUGAGAAGAGAGAAAGCGCUUUAAAGCAUAUAUUGUAUGCUGUAUGCUGCAAU
This is a messenger RNA of Anopheles cruzii, 5371 nucleotides long. RefSeq lists its product as uncharacterized. Bases 1 to 5259 code for a protein of 1752 amino acids. The transcript is spliced from 4 exons. Lineage: Eukaryota; Metazoa; Arthropoda; Insecta; Diptera; Culicidae. Gene Ontology annotation, cellular component: RNA N6-methyladenosine methyltransferase complex. The record is from RefSeq and is a predicted model, not a curated record.